CAGAGAGAGUGCCGGAGUCCCUGCCAAGUCGGUUUGAAAAGAGCAGACAAAGGCUUUGAGCUCAGGACGCCCCUCUCUCUCCCUCACUCUGCCUACAAAGCCAACCUGGCUCUACCCUUUCUGCCUCGCUAUCAUGGAAAUGUUUGUUAAUAGGCGGCGUUAAGAGUGCUGGUUUUAUUUUUCACUUUCUCAUUCUGACAUGUACGACCGUCUGGAUCCCCGCUCGGCCGAGAGAGGACGGCUUUUAGUAGGUAUAAUACAAGGAAGCGUCGUCUGAGAGAGGGAGAGAGAGGGGGAAGGAUUGACGCUUUUUCCUCCUCUCCUCCUCCUCCUCCUUCUUCCUUUCGCCCCCCUCUCCUCCUCUUUUUGGCGGAGAGAGGAGUUCAGGCAGGAAUAAACGCUCUUUUUUUUUGUUUUUUCUGUUUUUUUUUUCUAAAUGCAUUUGAAUCCUACUGCGCAACCAGACCGGAUCACGUGGGGCUGGAGAGAGUUGGAUCGAUUUUGCACAGUUCAACGUGAGAAAAAGAGAGAAACAAACAACUCCUAUUUCUUUUUUUCCACUUCUCUGGAUAACUGGGACUGUUGAUACUUUUGCAUAAUUGCAAGAGAAAGGGGAGUGGGUUCUUGUUUUCUUUCUCAGCCUUGGAGGUGUGGAGUAUUAUUUCUUAUAUGCCUGGGGUUUGAAAAACAAUGGAGACGCACAUUUCGUGCCUCUUCCCGGAAAUUUUGGCCAUGAUUUUCAGCUAUCUGGACGUGAGGGACAAAGGCAGGGUAGCCCAAGUGUGCAUCGCUUGGAGGGACGCAUCCUACCACAAGUCAGUGUGGAGGGGGGUGGAGGCCAAGCUGCACCUCCGCCGGGCCAAUCCCUCUCUGUUCCCCAGCCUCCAGGCCAGGGGAAUCCGGAGGGUCCAGAUCCUGUCCCUGCGCCGCAGCCUGAGCUAUGUGAUCCAGGGGAUGCCCAACAUCGAGUCCCUCAAUCUGUCCGGCUGCUACAACCUCACGGAUAACGGGCUGGGUCAUGCGUUUGUGCAGGAGAUCCCAUCACUGAGGGUGCUGAACCUGAGUCUGUGCAAGCAGAUCACAGACUCCAGCCUGGGCAGGAUAGCUCAGUACCUGAAGAACCUGGAGGUGCUGGAGCUCGGAGGCUGCAGCAACAUCACCAACACUGGGCUUCUGUUGAUAGCCUGGGGCCUCCACAGGCUCAAGAGCCUCAACCUGAGAUCCUGCAGGCACGUCUCGGACGUGGGGAUUGGACAUUUGGCGGGCAUGACCCGCAGCGCGGCGGAGGGCUGCCUGAACCUGGAGUACCUGACCCUCCAGGACUGUCAGAAACUGACGGACCUGUCACUCAAACACAUUUCCAAGGGGCUGACCAAGCUCCGGGUACUGAACCUGAGCUUCUGCGGGGGGAUCUCAGACGCAGGCAUGAUCCACCUCUCCCACAUGGCCUCGCUGUGGAGCCUCAACCUACGCUCCUGUGACAACAUCAGCGACACAGGGACCAUGCACCUCGCCAUGGGCACCCUGAGGCUCUCCGGGCUUGAUGUGUCCUUCUGCGACAAGAUCGGGGACCAGACCCUGGCGUACAUCGCCCAGGGGCUGUACCAGCUCAAGUCCCUGUCCCUGUGCUCGUGCCACAUCUCUGACGACGGGAUAAACCGGAUGGUGAGGCAGAUGCACGAGCUGAGGACCCUGAACAUUGGACAGUGCGUGCGCAUCACGGACAAAGGACUGGAGCUGAUAGCUGACCACCUGACCCAGCUGGCGGGCAUCGACCUGUAUGGAUGUACCAAGAUCACCAAGAGGGGACUGGAGAGGAUCACACAGCUCCCCUGCCUUAAAGUGUUGAACCUGGGACUCUGGCAGAUGACAGAGAGUGAGAAAGUGAGGUGAUUGGAGAUGUUCUGUUUUGUUUGUGCGUUUUGUUGCCGGAUGGGGACAGAGGGGGACAUGUGGAGCAGGAGGAGGGGGAACAGACGGGCGGUGAAUUUCUUUUCUUAUUUAAAAAAAAAAAGAGAGGAAACCUCCUUUUCCCUCCUGUGUGGUUGUGUAAGGUGUGCUUCUCCCAUGUGACCAGAAUUUUCUGUUCAGACGUUUUAUUUUCCUCUCUCUGUUGGCCUUGCAGGAUCUCAAUUAGUGUUUGAUAUGACUUAAUAUUCUGCCUGGUAGGAAGCAAUUAAAACUUACUUUUGCUGUGAGCUCACGAUAACAAUUGUUUUGAUCUCAUACUGAGUUUUUAAUAUCUCACAUGUUCUGACAUCAGACUGGAAUAACGUGCAAAUCAGCUUCAUUUUUUUUGUGUCAUUUGAAUGAUCCGCUUCCAGAGUAUUCUCAAAGUUGCAUCCAAGUGAGGUUUGAAACUUUUUUUUUUUUUUUUUUGGUUUUGUUUU
This is a messenger RNA of Epinephelus fuscoguttatus (brown-marbled grouper), 2390 nucleotides long. It is a transcript of the gene fbxl14b, whose product is annotated as F-box and leucine-rich repeat protein 14b. Gene Ontology annotation, cellular component: SCF ubiquitin ligase complex. The transcript has a single exon. NCBI's taxonomy places the organism in Eukaryota, Metazoa, Chordata, Actinopteri, Perciformes, Serranidae. Gene Ontology annotation, molecular function: protein binding. The record is from RefSeq and is a predicted model, not a curated record. Gene Ontology annotation, biological process: SCF-dependent proteasomal ubiquitin-dependent protein catabolic process. Bases 691 to 1893 code for a protein of 400 amino acids.